AUGAAUAAAGAGAAGGGAACCAAGAAGAAGGGGACAGAAAAGGGAGAUGACGAGGGGACUGCUGGGAAGGAGGAGGAAGCAGCAGGGGCGAAGCGCAAGACCAAGGAGACAAAGAAGCAAGAGACAGUCGGGGGUGAUACGGAGGCGUGUGAAGGAGACGCUGGGAUUCCGUGGAAGAAGCUCAUUCGGCAGCAGCUCAAGGCGGCACCCAGUCACGAGCUGCCACUCAAGGCGCUGAGGAAGCAGGUGCUAGCAGCAGCCAAGCGAGUGCUGGCAGAGCAAAGCUCAAAGGAAAGCGCCAAGGACAGCUGCAAGCAGGGUGCAGGCAAGGGAAGGGGAAGCAGCAGCAAGGAGGAGCUGUUGGCUGCCUUCCAACGCUCUGUGAGCUCUCUGCUCUCACGCUCCCUCUCUCCCUCUUGA
Molecule: messenger RNA, 420 nt
Organism: Closterium sp. Naga37s-1
Lineage: Eukaryota; Viridiplantae; Streptophyta; Zygnematophyceae; Desmidiales; Closteriaceae
Source: the annotation of a GenBank genome assembly